Messenger RNA from Achroia grisella, 1887 nucleotides. RefSeq lists its product as uncharacterized. Gene Ontology annotation, molecular function: nucleic acid binding. The coding region runs from base 1 to 1887 and encodes 628 amino acids. Lineage: Eukaryota; Metazoa; Arthropoda; Insecta; Lepidoptera; Pyralidae. The record is from RefSeq and is a predicted model, not a curated record. The transcript has a single exon. Gene Ontology annotation, biological process: DNA integration.
AUGGAACUGCAGGCCGCGGUACUAGCAUGUCGCCUUGCCGAUACAAUACAAAAGGAACAUCGUCUGAAAUCAAUAAAAAGAUAUUUCUGGAGUGAUUCAAUGACCGUGCUACACUGGAUUAAAAAUGAAAAUCGAAACUACAAAACAUUCGUCGCAAACAGACUCGGCGAAAUCGAUGAAUUAUCUAACACAAACGAAUGGCAUUAUAUACCUACCCAUAGCAACAUAGCGGAUAUAGCUACAAAAAUUAAUUCCCAUAAAUUACACAAAGAUUGUGAGUGGUUCCGGGGGCCGAAGUUCUUGUAUGAGAAGGGACAGGAUUGGUUUACUGCACCUGAAAAGGAAAAGAAAAAAAUUAUUGACGAAAACCUUGAAAUAAUACACCAUGUAUAUGAAAUGCCGGACAGUCCCCUGCCGCUGCCAAAUCCCGAUAGGUUUUCAUCUUGGCUUCGUUUAUUGAGAUGUACUGCAACUGUAUUAUUAACAAUAGAAAAAUUUAAAAGAAGUGAUAUAAAGGAAAUUGAUAUGAAAAUGUUGGAACGCGCUGAAAUUUUAUUACUGCGUCACAGCCAGAUGCAAUCAUUUGCCAUUGAAAUAUAUCUAUUAAAAAAUAAUAAACCUAUCCAAUUUAACAGCCGAUUGCGAACGCUGACUCCAUAUCUCGAUGAAAUGGGAUUACUUCGAGUCGGAGGGCGCCUGGACGCCGUGAUGGGUGUCACGUCGGAAGUAAAAUGCCCGAUAAUACUGGAUGGUCGUCACGCUGUUGCUAAGCUAAUAGCAAAAAAAUACCAUGAAAAAUAUGCCCAUGGAAAUAAUGAAACAAUAGUAAACGAAUUAAGACAGAAGUAUUGGCUGCUAAAUUUGAGACCCACAAUACGAACCGUCGCUUCAAAAUGUUUAUUCUGUCGCAUUAGAAAGGUUGUACCUGUUACACCACGUAUGGCAGAUCUACCUAAGGCAAGAUUGGCUCAUCACGAACGAGCGUUCACACACUGCGGCGUUGACCUAUUUGGUCCAAUGGAGAUUACUGUAGGUCGCCGCAGGGAACGUCGCUAUGGAGUGUUAUUUACUUGCAUGACCGUCCGAGCUAUACAUAUUGAAUUGGUACCAUCACUGACUACUGAUUCGUUUAUAAUGGCGCUGAGACGUAUGGCUUCACGACGAGGAUGGCCACAGUAUAUGUACUCUGACAAUGGUACUAAUUUACGUGGUACUGAAGCUGAAUUAAAGAAAUCAUAUCAAGAACUAGACCAGACUGUCUUAAAACAGGAGACCUCCAAUCGAGGUAUGACCUGGUCCUUUAUAUCACCAAUCAGCCCUCAUAAGGGAGGGGCCUGGGAACGAUUAAUUAGGAGUGUCAAAACUGCGCUGAAAGUCAUUCUUAAAGAACGAGCUCCACGAGAGGAAACACUAGCCACCUUGCUUACUGAAAUAGAAAACAUGGUAAACAGCAGGCCGUUGACUCAUGUAUCUGUAGAACCUGGCAGUAUGGAAACUCUGACACCGAAUCAUUUUUUAAUUGGCUCCUCUUCAAACUUACCUAUACCUGGAGUGUUUGAUGACGGCGAUUUACACUUACGAAAAAUGUGGAGAACUGCUCAAAGAUUAACUGAUAUGUUUUGGAAACGAUGGAUGAGAGAAAUCUUACCAACACUAAUACCACGGCAAAAAUGGCACAAGGAAGACUGCCAACUAAAACCUGGAGAUAUAGUCGUAAUAGUAGACGGGAAUCUGCCUCGUAACACAUGGCCAAAGGGCAAAAUUGAUAAAAUUUAUCCCGGGAGAGAUGGACGGAUAAGGACAGUAGAUGUGAAAACAAAAACUGGCAUACUUACCAGACCAGUUACACGCUUGGCACUCCUUCCGGUGCUCGAAUCGUGUCCCUGA